Diceros bicornis minor is the source of this 8271-nucleotide messenger RNA. RefSeq names its product zinc finger protein 77-like. Lineage: Eukaryota; Metazoa; Chordata; Mammalia; Perissodactyla; Rhinocerotidae. The transcript is spliced from 4 exons. Gene Ontology annotation, biological process: regulation of DNA-templated transcription. The record is from RefSeq and is a predicted model, not a curated record. The coding region runs from base 156 to 1394 and encodes 412 amino acids.
CUGGGGCGGGCGCGCUCGCACCCGCGUGGACGUCGCCCUCGUCCGGCGGCGUCCCCGCGCGCACCUGCCCCGCGCGGCCCCAGGUGUGCCGUCCCCGUCGCUCUCACCUGCCGGGGCCGCGGGGAGGACGCCCGGAGAGUCCGGAGCGGGCGGAGAUGGACUCAGUGGUCUUUGAGGAUGUGGCUGUGGACUUCACCCCAGAGGAGUGGGCUUUGCUGGAUGGUGCUCAGAGGAAGCUCUACAGAGAUGUGAUGCUGGAGACCUGCAGGAACCUGGCCUCAGUGGGAGACAACUGGAAGUGCCAUGGCAUUGAAGAUCAGCACAAGAACCAGAGAACACACUUGGGAUGUCAUGUGGUGGAGAUACCCUUGGAAAAUAAUGAAAGUAAUCAGUGUGGAGAAACCAACCAGAUUCCAAGUCUUAUUGUGCAUAAGAGACUUUCUACUGGAGUAAAAUGCGAUGAAUACAAUAAGUCCGAAAAAGCCAUCAUGGAUACUUCAUCCCUGAAGAGUCCCAUAGCAUCACCUCACCGUGGACAAAAACCUUAUCAAUGUAAGGAAUGUGGGAGAACUUUUCUUUGUUACUCAUCCUUUAGGGCACACAUAAGAGCUCACACUGAAGAGAAACCCUACGCAUGCAAAGAAUGUGGAAAAGCCUUUAUAUACUUCUCCAAACUGAGAGUCCAUAUAAGAACUCACACUGGAGAGAAGCCAUAUGAAUGUGGAAAAUGUGGGAAAACUUUCAGAUCUCCCUCAAACCUUUGGACACAUAGAGAAACUCAUACUGUUGAGAAACCCUAUUCUUGUAAGGAAUGUGAGAAAUCCUUCCCUUCUCCAUCUUCUCUUAGGAAACACGUGAAGGUUCACAGUGCAGAGAAAGCCUACGAAUGUAAAGAAUGUGGAAAAGCCUUCCUUCAUUCUUUUUACCUGAUCAUACAUGCAAGGAUGCACACCGGGGAGAAAGCCUAUAAAUGCGUGGAAUGUGGGAAGGCCUACAGUUGGCCCUCAGACCUUAGGAUUCACAUGAGAACACACUCUGGAGAAAAGCCUUAUGAAUGUGAACACUGUGGAAAAUCCUUCAGUUCUCCCUCAUCCUUUAAGGGACAUUUGCGGACUCACACCGGAGAAAAACCAUACGCGUGUAGCGAAUGUGGGAAAGCCUUCAGUAGUCCUUCAUACUUUAGAACACAUGUGCGAAUUCACACUGGAGAGAAACCUUACAUAUGUAAGCAAUGUGGGAAAGCUUUCAGCUGGUCAUCGUCUUUCCGAGGACAUUUGGGAACUCACAGUAGAGAGAAACCCUAUGAAUGUAAGGAGUGUGGGAAAGCCUUCAGUCGGCUGUCAUCCUUACAGAGACAUGUGCGAGUUCACACUGGGGAGAAACUCUGCAUGUGAGCAGGGUGGGGAAGCCUUCUAUAGUCCCCAUCCUUAAAAAAACACGUGAACUCACGCAGGAGGGAAACUCCAUGCCAGUAAGUAAUGUCGGAAGACCUUCAUGCAGAUUAUUUCACUCAUUAUGCACAGCAAAUUGCAUUUUUAUAAAGGUCUUAGAUACAGUGUUGGCUUUAUUAGUACCUUAUUCUUAAAGUAGACCCUUAUCACGUUCUUUCCAGUUCUUUCUGAGAAAAACAUCUAGGAGAUAAUAUUCCUUGUAUUACUUCGCCAAGGCUGCCCUAACAAAUUGCCAUGAAGUUGGUGGCUUAAAGAAACAGAAAUUUAUUCUCUUCUACUUCUUGAGGCCAGAAGUUGGAAAUCAAGGUGUCAUUAGGGUUGGUUCCUUCUGCAGGUUCUGAAGGAGAAUCUGAUUCAUGCCACUCGGCUAGCUUCUAGGGGCUACCAGCAAUCCUUGGUGUUCCUUGGCUUGUAGAUGCAUCAUUCCAGUUUCUGGCUCCAUCUUAACAUCCCCAUCUCCUAUCAGGACACUUAUUGGAUUCAGGGCCCACCCCAAUCCAGGAAGAACCCAUCUCGAAAUCUUUAUUAUAUCUGCCAAGUCUCUUUCCAGUUAAGGUCACAGUCACAGGUUCUGAGUGGACAUAUCUUUUGGGCAGCCACCAUUCUACCCACUACUUACCCUGUGAGCUAAAUUACCUACCUUUUGAGAUACAGUGUUUUAAUUAUGAAUUGCUUAUAUAAAAAUUAUUUACACUCUGAGGUCUUUUGGACCAAUUGAUCUUUUGAAGUGAAUUUUUAAAUAUGUAACUGUUGGGAUUUUAGAUAGUUUUAUUUAUUUCUAAUUUUCAUCAUGUCAUGAACAUGUGGUUAUUAUGACAUUGAUACUUUGGUAUCAGUGAGAUUUUGUUUCUGGCCUAAUGUUGCACUUACUGGAAUUUGUAUAUCUGACCUCUAUCGUUUUUUCCCUCCUCUCUAAGAAAAUAUUUUUGAAGUUCUCAGUCUUUAGUAUUUAAAAAUAUACAUUUGGCAUUUUUUUCUAGUUGGCACAAUAUUUCAUUGUUCUGGCAGAAAUUCCUAAUAUAAAGCUGUUGAAUGAGGAUACCCUCAUUUGACUGACUUUCCUCUUAUGCCCAUUUCUGUUUGUCGUAGCUCCUGGCUGGGAAUCAGAUACACGGCUUUGAAUUAAAAAGAGAGCUCUUGUUACUUGAAUAUGAUAAAAGCUAGAAUAGCUGUGUUGUGCUUGUUGUGAUGUGUCAGUGCGGGUAAGCCUGGGAACUACAUUUUGCAGAAUCUCAUCCCUAGAUUAUUCCAGAUUAGAGUUGGCCAGAAGCAAACCUUGCAUGAGAUCAGGAAGGCAGAAAUGAAGAAUACAUCAUACUUAGUUUUUUCAGCUCUCAUACAGGCAGAUCGGUGCAUCAGGGCUCAAUGGGCAUCAAUUUCCAGUGGAUUUUCCUGCUUUCUGGGCCCAUUGAUCAUGAGUGUCCACAAACCAAACACCCAGUAUUUGACUCCACUCUCAAAGUUGGCGCCUUCCACAGGCAUCUCCAGUGGCUCUCCUGUCACAGAUCCACUUCCAUUCUCACACGUCCACAAUUUGGAUUUUCCUGCCAACUCCAACGUGUCCACCAGGCCACUGGUUUAUACUUUCUUGGUUGGUGACCUUCUCUGACACUCCCUCUUUUCUCCGGUUCUUACCAUAUUUGUAUCAGGUAUAAUUUGUGUAGUGAGCAUCUUAUAAUAUGUCUAGUGGCCCUCACUCCACUCUGAAAAUUAUAAUUGUGGUGUCAAAACACACAGGACUCUUUUUCGUGAUUGCAUUGUCGAGUGGUUGCAUUUACCCUGUGCUUUUUGUUUCUGGACAGUUCCACAUGAGAAACAGGCAGCUUGUAGCUAUAUGAAGCAGACUGUGGGAAUUUGGGGUUAUUCACAGCUAAAUGCAAUCUCCAAAUGAUAAACUUAAUAUGUUCAAUUAUUACAAUUUUUGCUUGCAAAAUAAGGUACACGUUUUUUAGUCAAACACAAAGUUCUGUACAUAUUUCAUAGAAAAAUCCUAGUAAAAGUGGUUUUAUAUUUGCUGUAUACUUAAAUCAUUAACUUUAUCUUUCAUAUACUGAGAGGGGGUAUGUUAAAAUAUUCCGAUACAGUAUGGAUUGUCAAAUUAAUAUUGUAAUUUUGUCUUUUUAAACAUAUGUUCUGAGGUCACAGUACAUAAAUAUUUUAGAUUUUUUUUAUUUAAAUUUUUUUAUUCUCACAAUGUGAAACAGUUUCGCCAUUAAAACCACUUAUUCAUUCAUAAGAAUAAAAGCUUAUAUAUUGGUUAUGGCAGUGCCUACCAGCCAAAACCUAUGAGAAACAGACCUGCACUUGAACAAAGCUGGGUUUGUUGACUUACUGCAGUGGGGUGUGGUGACCAUAUAGCAUGAGGAACAGUGGGACAUCUCAGAAGUUGUAGUAGAAAGGACUUACAGGAUUUAGACUUAUUUUAGGUCAUUUGGAGGAGGCUCCAAGGAAGCUGGCUCUGCCCCAGGGUGGCUGUUGUCAGGAAGUGUGCAGUAGAGUAUUAAUUCAGCAGCUUUGGUUGCUCAGUCUCUGCACUUUUCAAAGAAAGCAGUGGCCCUUGUCCAGCUCCUAGGAGGUAAAUCCUGAGUCCUUGGAAUAUUCUGCCUGAUAAGAGGGUUUUGUCUGCCUGAGGCCUUGGGCCACACUGUAUCGGUAUGACUAAUUUAUGCUAAGUGUGACUUAGGGUGAAGUCCGGUUUUUGUGUGCAUAAGGCCACAGGUGACCCUGUAUCAGUUUCACCUCUGAGGAGGGGAGCUGGAGGCUGAGUAGCUGAGCUCAGUUAUGUGGGUGCUGCAUGGCUACAUGAGCCCCCCCAAAAUCCUGGAGACCAAGGCUCAGGUGAGCUUCCUUGAUUAGCAAUACUUCACAUGCAUUGUCACACGUCAUUGCUGGGGGUGCUGUCCGGGUGACUCUAAGUUUCCAGGACAACUGGCAGCUUGCUCCUGAUUUAUCCUUUUCCCUUCACUCCCUUGACUAUGUAUGCUUUCACCAUAAUCAUGAGCGUAACGGCUCUUCUGAAUCCUGUCGGGCCUUCCAGUGUAUCGUCAAACCUUAGAAUGCUCUUGGCGACUUCUGACACGGGAAGUGAAUGUAACUGUAUGACUGGGAAUUUUAAUAGUUCUUGUCUAGAAGGAGAAAGAAGGGAUCGGGACUAAAAUUAACUUGCAAAGAAGCAGAAGUCAGUUUUAUUAGCUAGACUAGGGGAGUAUUUAAUUUUUGUGAAUGGCAUAAUUCUCUUUUUAGUCCAUGUAAUGACGUGAUUAGAGUGUUCCUCUUUUUGCCUUGCUCCAAAACAAUCACCCAGUGGCCUUGUGUGAUGACAGUGUUGGGUAGACUUGUUUCUGUUCAACAGAACACUGGCCAAGGAGUGAGUGCCAGGCCAGGUGGGUCCCAGUUCUCAGGGGCUGAUUUUUCUUUCUCACUGUGUAAACAAUUGAGUAUGCUUACUAUCCAUCUGACACUGUUUUCAUUGUUUUUCAUAAAUUAGCUCAGUUAACCCUCCAAAACUAUAAUGUAGAUACUUUUACCUCCCUUGUGAGUUAACUGGAAGCCUACAGAUUAAAAGCUAGCAAGUGGUAAAGACAGGAUCAGGAUUCAGAAUAAGGCCUUCUGGCUCAGAGACCAUGCUCUUCACUUGAUAUUAAUUUUUGAAACUUUUUAAUCUACAGCCAUUCUAAACUCAAAAUUAGGCUCAAAACUAACCAAGACUUGCACAGUAGGUUCUCAAGGUAGAGGCAGAAAACAAACAGGUCCUCGCAAUUCUGGUGCAUACAUUUUUGUGGGAAAAGCAAUGUAAAAAGAAGUGAAGAUUUUUAGGUAAAAAGUAGAGAUUUGGUAUAAAAAUGGAAAUAUGGGUUGUGGAGGAAAAUAAUCCAUAACAAGGGAGACAACAGGGAAAGUAGGAGGGUGUAGUGUGUAUUUUUUCUAUGGAGGGUAGGGGCAUCAGUGAAUGAGGAUGUAUUCAUUAUAUUUCCAUCAUCUAGGAUGAAGUAAACACUGGUACAGGAACUGCUCAAGAGUGUUUGUAAAGAGUAUGGAGUGAUACACAGUCCUGUAUUCAUGGAGUUAACAGAGUAAUGGGUCUCUAUAAAAAUAAAAUCCUUCUCAUGGUUCAGCUUUAUUUUUGCAGCGGUUAAAAGCUUUCAGUCAUAUGAUAUGUAUUUAUGAAUUGGAAUGGGUUUCUGUCACCAAAGUCCCACCAUUUAUUUGGGCCACAAAGUGCAGCUGUUUAUAAUCCUUUUGAAAGAAUUGUAAAUUGUGUUAUAUAUUUGGCAUUACCAUUUUGCCGUUAUAGUGCAAAUGACAGAACUUGUAUCCUAAAUCGUAGAGUUGUCUCUAGUCUGAAAAAGGGACGUGGUCAUCCGCAGAGUUAUGCCCCAGCAUGUGCCCUAUUUUAUAAGCAGAAUGAUAUCUAUACAAGCUUUCAGUGAUCCCCAGGUAGAUGCCAGGAGAACUGUGGAUGGCGAGUGAAAUUUUCCUAGGAAUAAUGAAGGUGAGCUGCAGUGUGUCAUUUUGAGUAUAAUCCUAAUUUAGUAUGAAAGAGGUAUAUUUGGCAUUCUCGAACAUGGAAAAUUUUAAUACUCUUUUAUAGAAGGUGGUGGAAGAUUUGUUUCAGUGAUGCAUAAAGCUGUUCACAAGUGUUAAUUCCAUAUACUCAGUCUUUCAGUACAUGUUAGGGCAAAGAAGAAAUGUAAUAUCUCUGCUUAAAAAGCAAAUGAAGUCAAAUUUGUAUCCAUUUUUUCCAAUAUUAAUGUUUUCAUAACAUUGCAGAUAUUUUAAUAUAAUUUGAUCAUCAUUACCUCAUUUGAUCUCCCCCUCCUCAUCUCCACCAACCUCCAAAAAAGAAAAUUAAGCACAGGGAGCAUAGUUUUGCAUAAGCUCAUGUAACUAAUAAUAAUAAAGGAAUGUCAGUUUUGAAGACUUAAUGUGUUUCAUGACCUAUAUUAGGCACUGUAGAAAUCUGAAACUUGGAACAUCACUGAAAGGUAACUAUAAAUACCCAGUUUUACAAAUAUGAGAUCAAAUAUAUAUCUGACUCAAAAUGCUACAUAGCAUCUGAUUCUAUUAUAUGGCAUUUUGGAAAAAGUUAAGGUUUCGGAGUCUAGAACAGAUCAGGGUCUAAGGGUGGGGGAGGGCUUGACUACAAAGGUGCAGAGCUAGUGAUCAUUUAGGGAGGAUGGGCUAGUCUGUAUUAUGGUUGGUACCACUGUAUGCAUUUGUGAAAACUCAGAACUACACUGAAAAGACGGAAUUUUACUGUUAUAAACAGUAUUGCAUAUUUCUACACCAACUGCAGAAAACAAACACACUCUUCAUGCAAAUCGAGAAACAGACACCUGAACCUAGAUUUUUAGAUAAGCAAGAACAAUUCUUUCCACCUUGACAACCUUACAGAGAACAGCGAUAUGGGAGAGAAGGACUCUCGAGCCAUCAGGCCUUUCUUGGAACCCAAUCAGAAGUUAGGGCACGCCCUCCAGGGCUACACCGGCCCUCACCUCGGAGACUUAGCCAAGGGGAAGUAAGAGGGCAUCUGUCCUCCCGGGUCCUUGGGAUCUGAGCUCUGGAAACACUGUAGGUCUUAAACAUAAAGGCAGACCCUAGUUUUCUCAAUGAGGGCCCUCCUGGGCAGGACCCUAAUCUUUGGCUAUUGCAUCAUAAUCCAUUUCAGCUCUCAAAUUACCAAGCCCAGUUCUGUGUCUUUUUAAGAGACUUCAUUAAGGGAUCCACUCUGCCCACAUCUCGGGACUAUUUCCCUGGAGCAGCAGCACGUGGCAGUGAGGUGACAGGGAGUAGGAAACAGAGGCAUUCAGGCCUCGGGACCGUUACCCACACCCCUCGGGCAGAGGAACCGGCUCUGGCAUCAUCAGCUCAGCCGCACGUGCCCGCUGGCCACGCCCACGUCACGCGCCUCCACGCUCUGCCCACAGAGGCACGCAUGCGCACUCACAGCCCCUGGGUCCCGGUGAACCGCCUAGGGUCAGGAGCACUCGGGCCUGAGGCUCAGAGCCGCACAGGCGCAGUCCACACCUACAGCCACCUCAAGUCUGGCUCCCUAGUCAUUCCCAGGCUCCAGGAAAGGUCUGAAGAGCCAGCCCCUCCAUACCCGAUGGCCACUCACUUCCUAGGACAGCCCCCCAAGGAACCUGAGCCCCUUGGUGAAUGUAGGUCAAAGACAGACAGCCCUCAGAGGCCACGAUCCUGCUCCCCUCACGCAACGUGGCCUUCCAUCCGCUUCAAACCCCCCCAUCCCAGAGGCAGCUGGGAACUCUGACCUUUACACCGUGCCCAGGCGCAAGCGAACUGUUUCUUCUGUGGUGGAUGCAGAGCCCCUGGUUUUCCGGAAGAGCCAGAGGGGACAUGGGGCGGGGCCAGAAUCAGCGGAAAUUCCUGCCCUCUUGUCCCGCCUUACUGGAACUCACAUCCGCUUCUGGUCGGACAGAGAGAAAGGAGACCAGGCAAUUUCCUGAGGCCUCAACCUUCCUUCCUUCUACCGUGGCUGCCUCGGGGAGGCAGCUAAAGACAGCAAAGGCCACUAGGUGCUAAGGACACUGCAGCGAAGUCCCUGGAUACAGAGGACGUGACAGCUGAAGAAGGGACAGACACCUUUGCAGCCCACACUCGGUUCCCUGCUGAAAACAAGGGGACAACCGAAACCCUCUCUACUGUCAGGUAGUGAGGGGCCUGUUCGUGGAAGAAAUUUAAAGCAGAGUGACCAGCUGGAGCAUCCUUGACAAGGGAUAUUGUCCCUGGACUCUCAGGGCCUCAGGUGCCUGCCAUGUGGUGGUGAUGCCCCCUUGGCGGUUUCUUAGGGCCAUGCGGG